AUGGCCGUUCGUCAUGAUUCUCGCUCUCGUCCAGGAGGAGAUCGACCUCUACUCCAUUGCACCUAUUGCAACUAUGAUCACCAUACCCGAGAUACCUAUUACCAACUUCAUGGAUACCCACCUGGUCACCCCCGCUAUGGCCAGAAGCCCGUUCCACGCCGCAACCACAACAACAACGGCAGCAGCAGUCAGCACAACACCAACAGCACCAGCGACAACAGCCACCGUUCUCAUGCCUCAUCUGCUGCCCACCAAGUCACCGCCCAUGCUCCAACUCUCCAAGAUAUUCAGUCCGCCAUGCCCCACUUAUCCGACAUCCAAUAUCAACAAAUCAUGUCCGUGAUGGUUGAUACAUCCAGUUCCUCUCCUUCCAACCCGCAAGCACAUGCUGCUUCUGCUAGUUCCUUUUCUCAAGAUGGGUUACGCUGUUCCGUAACUUUUUUUCCUUCUUGGGUUCUUUUGCAGGACUUGGUUUCGAAGACGACGAUUGGUGUGGGUAAGCGACGAGGAGAUCUUUACUACCUAGUGGCGCUCGCCUCCACCACCUCCGAUGACCGUCCAUCUUCCUGUCACCUUCUCACCACCUCCACCAACCUUUGGCACCGCCGGCUGGGACAUCUUUCCCCAGCCCUUCAACAAAUCCGUGUUGACAAUGGGGGAGAAUUCUUCUCCAUGCGCAAUUUCUUUUCUGACCAUGGGAUAAUUUAUCAACACUCUUGCGUUUACACACCCCAACAAAAUGGAGUUGUUGAACGCAAACACCGCCAUCUCCUUGAAACUGCACGAGCCCUUCGUUUUCAAUCUAAUUUGCCUAUAAAAUUUUGGGGGGAGUGUGUUCUUACUGCCGUUUACCUUAUCAAUCGUUUCCCUACAUCUCUCCUCCACAACAAAACCCCUUUUGACAUUCUCUACCACAAAGCACCCUCUUACAACCAUAUGAGAGUUUUUGGUUGCCUUGCCUAUGCCACCUCUGUUCACCCAAGCUCCAAAUUCGCUCCUCGAGCCCACAAAUCUGUUUUCAUUGGCUAUCCCAUUGGCCAGAAAGCUUACAAACUUUAUGACCUUGAAACCCAUAAAACUUUCACUAGCCGCGACGUUCUCUUCAUGGAAGAUACGUUCCCUUUCUCCAGCCCCGACCCAUCCACACCACCACAUACCACCGGACCCUCCCUUCCUUUAUUGCCCUUUACUGACCCGGACCCAUUCCCUUUGACCUCCGGCCCUUCUCCUCCUUCUCCGUCCACCACCGGCCCUGCCCCAGGCCCAGACCUCCUCCCUCCACCCACGGACCCCACUCCUUCUGCCACCAGUCCUACCCCAGACUCAGACCUCCCUCUUCCCACGGAUCCCACUCCUUCCGCCAGCGUCCCGGUCACCCAGCCCGCCCCUGACACGCCUCGGCCCACCCGUAUCUCCUCCCGUCCCAAGCAACCCUCCACACGCCUCAAGGACUUCGUUUGCUCGCAGGUGAUUCUGCCCCCACAUCAAUCCUCGUCUUCGUCGACCGGUCCUUCACCAGGUACUCGUUUUCCCCUCUGUAAUUUUAUUUCUUACCAUCGGUACUCGCCCAGACAUCUUUCUUUUGUUAACUCCAUCAGUCGCAGUGUAGAACCUUCCUCUUUUGCAGAGGCUAACAGCGAUCCUCGCUGGCGUGAGGCUAUGGACUCCGAACUUGCUGCUCUUGCUGACAAUCACACUUGGACCCUUACUCCUUUGCCUCCUGGCAAAUUUCCCAUUGCCUGCAAAUGGGUGUACAAGAUCAAACACCGUGCUGAUGGUUCUGUUGAGCGCUACAAAGCCCGCCUUGUUGCCAAAGGUUUUACUCAAACCGAGGGCCUGGAUUAUCAUGAAACCUUUUCUCCCACUGCCAAGAUGAUCACUGUUCGUUGUCUUUUGGCCGUCGCCGCCAGUCAGCACUGGGUUAUCCAACAACUCGAUGUUCAUAAUGCCUUUCUCCAUGGUGAUUUACAUGAGGAGAUCUAUAUGUCCCCUCCUCCUGGUCUUCGGCGACAGGGGGAGAACCUUGUGUGUCGCCUCCACAAAUCUCUCUAUGGACUUAAACAAGCUUCUCGACAGUGGUUUGCCAAGUUUACUGAAGCCAUCCUUGCUGCUGGUUUUAUCCAAUCAAAGGCCGAUUAUUCUCUCUUCACCCGCAAAGUUGGCAAGUCUUUUACAGCAUUAUUAAUUUAUGUUGAUGAUAUUCUGAUUACAGGAAAUGAUAUUGAUGCCAUUAAUUCUCUCAAGAGUUUUCUACACACCCGUUUCCGUAUCAAAGACUUAGGUGAUUUGAAAUAUUUUUUGGGUAUUGAAGUCUCCCGAUCCAAGAAAGGCAUUUAUGUUUCACAAAGAAAAUAUGCACUUGAGAUACUCAAAGAUUAUGGGUUCUUAGGUGCUCGACCAGUUGACUUUCCAAUGGAGGAAGCCAAGCUUUCUGACAAAGGUGAAUUACUCAAAGAUCCCGAAAAAUACAGACGAUUGGUGGGACGACUGCUCUAUCUAACUAUUACCCGACCAGACAUCACCUAUUCGGUACAUGUCCUAAGUCGCUUCAUGCACCAGCCACGAUUACCUCACAUGGAUGCUGCUCUUCGAGUUGUUCGAUAUCUCAAGUCCACUCCAGGUCAAGGUUUGCUUUUUCAGUCUGAUAACAAGUUAGAUUUAAUUGCUUAUUGUGAUUCGGAUUGGGCUGGUUGCCCCAUAACCCGUCGUUCAACUACUGGAUAUUGUGUAUUCUUGGGUAAUUCAUUGAUUUCCUGGCGAACUAAGAGACAAAGGACGGUUUCACUGUCCUCUGCAGAAGCCGAAUAUAGGGCCAUGGCAAGCACCUGUUGUGAGGUUACUUGGUUACGUUUUCUGUUGCAAGAUUUGCACUUGCCAUCUUCAGAAGCAUCUCGUAUGUAUUGUGAUAAUCAGGCGGCAUUACAUAUAGCAGCAAAUCCAGUUUUCCAUGAGAGAACACGACAUAUUGAGAUGGAUUGUCAUUUUAUUCGUGACAAAAUAAUUGAUGGUACUGUUUCUACAUGGCAUGUGAAUUCUUCACAGCAACUAGCUGACACAUUUACGAAACCUUUGGGCAAGGAGAAGUUUUCAGCUAUGUUGCGCAAGUUGGGCGUUCUUGACAUCCACUCUCCAACUUGA
Prunus armeniaca (apricot) is the source of this 3138-nucleotide messenger RNA. Lineage: Eukaryota; Viridiplantae; Streptophyta; Magnoliopsida; Rosales; Rosaceae. The record is from the annotation of a GenBank genome assembly.